GACACUCUUGGUCCGCACGUGGGUCAAAUUAGGCUACCACGAUAGGCCUAAAUCAAUCAUUGCAUUCAAAUACUCGUGAUGUUUACUGGUAGGCCUACGUGCAGUGAAAACCUUCAAGUUUAACUUGGCUUAUUUGUGCGUCAGUCCACCGAGCACAGGCUAUCCUACUAGUUGUCUCACUAUCAUAAGACGUGAACGAUUCGUCUGGUGUGGAUGAGCUUAGUCAAGGCACGAGGCAUGGUCUUGGCGAAUUACGAUUUCAUAUAAAUAGGCUACUUCACCGAGGACUUCUAAAAUCUCAAUAUCAGCAUCAUACCUCUCAUCAUGGCCGAAUGGACAGAGUGCAUGAACUUUGGCAUGGCUAUUGCCAGGGAAGCCAGUGAGGUCAUUCUGGAGGCAUUUAAAUCUAAGAAAGACGUGAUGCUAAAGAGCUCUCCGGCAGACUUGGUGACUGAGACAGACCAGAGGGUGGAGAAGAUGCUCAUCUCCGCCCUUAGAGCGAGAUAUCCUGCGCAUAAGUUCAUCGGUGAGGAGUCAGUGGCUGCAGGUGAAAAGCUUGAAUUGACAGAGGCCCCCACCUGGAUCAUAGACCCUAUCGAUGGCACUGUCAACUUUGUGCACAGGUUUCCAUUUGUUGCCAUUUCAAUUGCCUUCGCCGUAAACAAGCAGACUGAGUUUGGGAUAGUAUAUAGCUGUGUGGAGGAUAAAAUGUACUGGGCCCAGAGAGGCAGAGGAGCCUUCCUGAACAAUGUGCCACUGCACACAUCUGGGCAGCAGGAUAUCACCAAAUCGCUGGUAGUGACCGAGAUAGGAGCCGAGAGAGAUGAUGUGGCUCUGUCUACAAUGACUACGAACAUCAUGAAUCUGCUCAAGGUCCCCAUUCAAGGGAUCCGGGCAGUGGGCACAGCUGCUGUUGACAUGGUUCUGGUGGCCACAGGUGGCGCAGAUGCCUAUUACCACAUUGGCAUGCACUGCUGGGACAUUGCUGCAUCUGCCCUUAUAGUCCAGGAGGCUGGCGGUGUGGUCCUGGACACUGAUGGGACCAAGUUUGACAUGAUGUCUAGGAAGGUGAUUGCUGCCAGCAGCAUGCCAGUAGCCAAGAGGAUUGCUCAGGUGGUGCGGGCGUUCCCCUGUGCUCAUGAUGAUGAAUGCCCUGGCAGGAUGAAUAAUGAUGGCCAUCAUAUCUCUAAUGGCCUGUGAUGUCAAGGGAACUAAGAGUAGCCUAUAUUUUUUGUUGUUGUUGUUGUGUAUGUGCACAUUGUUGUACUGACAACCUUGAGAAAUAAAUUGUAUGAUUGGAAAUUG
Alosa sapidissima (American shad) is the source of this 1305-nucleotide messenger RNA. RefSeq names its product inositol monophosphatase 1-like. Gene Ontology annotation, molecular function: inositol monophosphate 1-phosphatase activity. The record is from RefSeq and is a predicted model, not a curated record. Lineage: Eukaryota; Metazoa; Chordata; Actinopteri; Clupeiformes; Clupeidae. Gene Ontology annotation, biological process: signal transduction; phosphatidylinositol phosphate biosynthetic process; inositol metabolic process. The coding region runs from base 325 to 1200 and encodes 291 amino acids. The transcript has 10 exons.